Oreochromis niloticus (Nile tilapia) is the source of this 2309-nucleotide messenger RNA. Its product is annotated as retinal dehydrogenase 1. Bases 589 to 2250 code for a protein of 553 amino acids. Gene Ontology annotation, molecular function: oxidoreductase activity, acting on the aldehyde or oxo group of donors, NAD or NADP as acceptor. The transcript has 15 exons. NCBI's taxonomy places the organism in Eukaryota, Metazoa, Chordata, Actinopteri, Cichliformes, Cichlidae. The record is from RefSeq and is a predicted model, not a curated record.
UUCAGGUUAAUUCUUGUUAAGAUUUUCUUGUUCUUAUGGUUUGGUUUCUGUUUUGUAUUUUGAGCUCCUUCUGUUCUGUGUCUCUGUGCCUGCCCUGGUCCUACGUCUCUGUGUUCCCUCCCUGUUGCCAUGUCUGAUGUCUUAGUGUUAAGCUUGUGUCUGUGCGUGCCUUUUCUAUUUCCUGUUUUACUUUGAUAGUCCCCAUCCUGUGUGUAGUGUGUCUGGUUUUGCUUCCCCUUGUCUCAUCAGCUGUGUUUCCCUCCUGUCUCCCAUUCCCUGAUUGCUCCACCGUGUGUUUAAGCCCUGUGUUGUCUUCUGCUUGUUAUUGGUCUGUCUGUGUUACCGCCGCGUGUCAUCCCAUGUUUCGCACUGGGUGUUAUCCUGCAUAUCAUUCUGCGUGACUUUCUGAUCUUCUUCUGCGAGUCAUGGUUUCAGGCAGACCCUCAAAUGACCCAGGAGAAAUCCUUCUGUGACAGCGCGCAAUCCUGCACAUUUCUGCUUUCUGACGCUGAGAGCUGAAAGUAUAUAAAGAAGCUCGGACACUCUCCAGUCAGCUGACGCCGAGAGGAAGGAGAGAGCAGCUGCAACAUGCCUGUGAUCGGAGUGGGAAUGCACCAGUCUGGGGGGACUGCAUCAGCAUCACCCACAGAGAGAAAACAUUACAGCUUGAGCUCCCAGCCAGCCAAUGGCUAUGAACAUCAGUCUGGCAAUGGGUUCAACCACCAGGACCACAAUUCCCAGAAUGCAGAUGGGUUGGAGACAAAUGCACUGCCUACUCCAAUUGCAAACCCACAAAUUGUUUACACUAAGGUGUUCAUCGGUAACGAGUGGCAUGAGUCAUGCAGUGGCAGAAAGAUUCCUGUGUAUAAUCCCACCACUGAGAAGCUGCUGUGUGAAGUGGAGGAGGCCGACUCAGACGAUGUAGACAAGGCAGUGAGGAGUGCCAGAGCUGCUUUCCAGAUGGGAUCACCAUGGCGAUCCAUGGAUGCCUCAGACCGGGGCCAUUUACUUAACAGACUUGCUGACUUGGUGGAGCGAGACCGGCUCUUGCUAGCAACACUAGAAGCUCUAAACUGUGGCAAAGUUUUCCUCAUGGCAUAUUUUGUAGAUCUGAUGGCUACAAUCAAGACCUUGAGAUAUUACAGCGGCUGGGCAGACAAGAUUCAUGGAAAAACCAUCCCCGUAGAUGGAGAAUAUUUUACCUACACACGGCAUGAGCCCAUUGGAGUAUGUGGUCAGAUCAUUCCUUGGAACUUCCCGCUGAUGAUGUUCGUGUGGAAGAUUGCUCCUGCUCUGUGCUGUGGGAACACUGUAGUCAUCAAGCCAGCUGAACAGACCCCUUUAUCAGCUCUGCAUAUGGCUGCACUCAUCAAAGAGGCUGGGUUUCCUCCAGGAGUGGUGAAUGUGUUGCCUGGUUAUGGUCAGACAGCAGGCUGUGCCAUUUCUCACCACAUGGAUAUAGACAAAGUAGCCUUUACCGGAUCUACUGCUGUUGGAAAACUCAUCCAGAAGGCUGCAGGUGAAAGCAACCUGAAGAGAGUCACACUGGAACUUGGUGGAAAAAAUCCCAAUAUUGUCUUUGCAGACUGUGACUUAGAGUAUGCAGUGGAGCAGGCCCACAGUGGGCUGUUCUUCAAUCAGGGCCAGUGCUGUCUGGCAGGAUCCAGGGUGUUUGUAGAGGAACCAAUCUACGAGGAGUUUGUCCGCCGCAGUGUAGAGAAAGCCAGAUCCAAAGUCCUGGGAAACCCACUCUUGCCAGGCGUGGACCAGGGACCACAGAUCGACCAGAAGCAGUUUGAUAAGAUAAUGGAGCUAAUAGAAAGCGGGAAGAGAGAAGGUGCAACUCUGGAGUGCGGUGGCUCUCCGGGGGGUCAGCAGGGACUUUUCAUCCAACCCACCGUGUUCUCAAAUGUCAGAGACCAUAUGCGUAUCGCUAAAGAAGAGAUAUUUGGCCCGGUGCAGCAGAUUAUGUGUUUCCGCAGCAUCAAUGAAGUCAUCCAGAGAGCCAAUGCCACACAAUACGGGUUGGCAGCAGGAGUCUUCACUAAUGACAUCAACAAAGCCCUUACAGUCUCCUCUGCUCUGCAAGCCGGCAUGGUCUGGGUGAACUGCUACAACGCCAUGAGUAUUCAGUGUCCGUUUGGUGGCUUCAAGAUGUCUGGGAAUGGGAGAGAACUGGGGGAAUAUGCACUGCAGGAGUACACUGAAAUCAAGGCAGUCACCAUCAGAAUAUCACAGAAGAGCUCAUGAUACUGCCAGACUACAUUUCUCCUGUUUAAACCAUCAGCCAGAGUCAGAUCAUUAGAUCA